Messenger RNA from Meriones unguiculatus (Mongolian gerbil), 1938 nucleotides. Its product is annotated as phenazine biosynthesis-like domain-containing protein 2. Lineage: Eukaryota; Metazoa; Chordata; Mammalia; Rodentia; Muridae. The record is from RefSeq and is a predicted model, not a curated record. Gene Ontology annotation, biological process: biosynthetic process. The transcript is spliced from 9 exons. Gene Ontology annotation, molecular function: isomerase activity. Bases 173 to 1039 code for a protein of 288 amino acids. Gene Ontology annotation, cellular component: cytoplasm.
UGGGGGUUCACACAUCUUUAGGUGAAAGUAUGUUGGAGUAAUUGACUUUUUAUCUGGGAACUGUUAACUCUGUACAUGGAGUAAAACAUUAACUUAUUUUUCUCUUCAACAACAGGAAGUGAGGCAGGCUCCCAGCAAGGCAGGGACCUCGCAGACAGAGCCAGGGAGGAAAAUGAAGCUCCCGAUUUUCAUAGCAGAUGCGUUCACGGCGACAGCUUUCCGGGGCAAUCCUGCUGCUGUCUGCCUCCUGGAAAACACACUGGAUGAAGACACUCAUCAACACAUUGCAAGGGAGAUGAACCUCUCGGAAACCGCUUUUAUCCGAAAGCUGCAACCAACUGACAACUUCACAGAGAGUUCCCGUUUUGGACUAAGAUGGUUUACCCCGGAGAGUGAGUUCCCGCUUUGUGGCCACGCCACCCUGGCUUCUGCAGCUGUUCUGUUUCACAAAAGAAAGAACACGAACAGCACUCUAACGUUUGUCACUCUGAGUGGGGAGCUGAAGGCCAGAAAGGCAGAAGAUGGGAUUGUCUUGGACUUUCCUCUCUACCCAACCUUCCCCCAGGACUUGCAUGAAGUAGGAGACUUGAUAAAGGCAGCCAUAGGUGACACCCUGGUCCAGGACAUCAGGUACUCUCCACAUACCAAAAACCUCCUGGUCCGGCUCAGCGAUUCUUAUGACAGGUCCUUUCUAGAGACCCUGAAGGUGAACACGGAGCCUCUGCCUCAGAUUGAAAAGACAGGGAGGGUGAAAGGACUCAUUCUCACUCUCAAAGGAGAGCCAGGGGGGCAGGCGGCCCCCUAUGACUUCUACUCCAGAUACUUUGCACCAUGGGUUGGUGUGGCUGAAGACCCGGUAACAGGGUCCACCCACACUAUUCUUGGCCCCUACUGGUCUGAGGAGCUGGGGAAGAAAGAAAUGCGAGCCUUUCAGUGUUCCCGCCGAGGAGGGGAACUGGACAUUUCCCUGCGAGCUGAUGGACGAGUUGACAUGAAAGGUGGUGCGGCUAUUGUCUUAGAGGGCACGCUGACGGCCUAGAGGACACGCUGGCAUCUUAGAGGACACGCUGAGACACUUAUGCUGGGCUGUGGCUGCUGCUCAACACGGUGUUUUCUCUAUAUCAAAAAACCAAACCAAAGAACAAAUGCGCUGAGCUUGCUCCAGCAAGACUUCCAAGCACUGCUGUCAGUCCUCUCGUGAGGAGCAGGAAGAGAGAACAUUAGAUGGAGGCUCGGUACUGUCUCCAGACUCCUUCCUGAUGGUGAGCUCUGAGGUCUGACCUCUGCCUGGGUGUGGCUGUUUAGUAACCACAGCAGAGAGUGGUGUGCCACUUCUUUUGAUUAUGAAUGCCAAUCAAAGUGAGAGAUCCAUUGAUUAGGAGAUGAAAUUUAGAUUUAGGUGUGGGUACCUGAUAGAAGGUUUUCCAUAUAUAUAUGUAUGUAUGUAUGUAUGUAUACAUAUAUAUGUAAUUUUAAUUUAAAGACAGAGUCAUACUGUGUAGCCCUGGCUGGGAAGGAACUCUCUAUGUAGACCAGGCUAACCUCCGACAUCUGCCCGCCUCUGGGUUAAUGGUGUGCACCAUCACGCACAGACUCAUAACCUUCCCAUAGACCCAAUAACUCUGGGAUGCAGACCUAAUGCUGAAGUGUGCUGUGUGGGGACUCACACGGCCGUGAAGGGAGCACAGAGACAGCUCGUGUGGGAAGAUGCAGAGUAGUCUUCAUGUUAAGGAAACAAAUCCUUUGUGUUUUAAAAUUGCCUAUAAGCCACCACCAGGACAAAACCCAGGAAAUUAAAACAAACUGCAUUUGAGUAGAUUGUGUGGAGAUACACAUACUCUCCAGGAGCAGGGUGGGCUGUGAGAUCUUUCUCCUGUGUGUCCCAAGAGUGGCAAUGCCAAAGCUUCCUCUUGUUUAAUAAAGCGAGACUUAACAUGA